AUGGAGGAAAAAUCAGGUGGGUUGUUGCGUCCCCAAAGCCAAAUGGAGAAGUUCAGAAAUGUAGUUAACUACUGUGGUUUUAAAGACUUAGGCUAUGUUGGGCCGGAUUUUACAUGGUGUAACAUGCAAGAAGGGGCUGGUAGAAUGUACCUAAGGCUGGACAAAGCGUUUGCCAUAAACGAUUGGAUCAAUAAAUUCGGGGAAGUCAGAGUCCACCACCUUGCUGAUUCUACAUCCGAUCAUUGUGCUCUAGUUUUAUCCGACCCAAAAGCUCCCAAACUUCCACGUUCUCGUAGAUUUCAUUUUGAGACGAUGUGGACAAAGAGGGAGGAUUGUAAGGAGGUUAUUAAAGCAGCUUGGUGUUCUGGAAAUGUUUUGAAUACACCGAACGGGAUUGCCUCUACUUUAUCGGCUUGUGCUGCUGACCUUAAAGUUUGGAGUUCAACUGCUUUUGGGCAAAUCUCAAAGGUAAUUCAGGAAAAAAGGAAAAAGCUUAGUGGCUUGAUUCAGCUUGAUAAGGAUGGGUCUUUGGGUGAAGAGAUAAACCAGAACAGUAUUGCCAGGGCUGCCGUCUCCUAUUUUGAAGAGAUAUACUCCACUUCCCACCCGAGCCAAUCAGAAGCCGUUAUUGCUCCCAUCCCUUCCCUGGUAUCUCCUGAGAUGAAUGCAAAACUUUCUCGAGCCUUUCCCAGAGAAGAAGUGGUUGUUGCUCUAAAGCAGCUUCACCCCUCUAAAUCGCCUGGCCCCGAUGGUAUGUCCGCUCUUUUUUUUCAAAAACAUUGGAGUAUAGUUGGUGCUAAUGUUACAAAUAUGGUUUUAAAUGUUCUUAAUUUUGGCAUGCCUUUAUCUGAUAUUAAUAAAACCAAUAUUGCUCUAGUGCCAAAAACAAAUAAUCCCCAAAGAAUGACUGACUUUAGGCCAAUAAGUCUAUGUAAUGUGGUAUAUAAGCUUGUCUUAAAAACUCUAGCUAACCGUCUUAAAACUAUUCUUCCUUAUAUUAUUUCAGAAAAUCAAAGUGCAUUCAUAGCUGAUAGACUUAUCACUGAUAAUGUAUUGGUGGCAUAUGAGAUCAUGCAUUUUUUGAAGCAUAAGAAAGGGGGGAAUGAUAGUUUUAUGGCUGAAAAGAUAGACAUGAGUAAAGCUUUUGAUAAAGUGGAAUGGGCAUUUAUUGAAAAAGUCAUGAGGAGGAUGGGAUUUAAUGAGAAUUGGAUCAUGCUAGUGAUGAAGUAUAUUUCUUCUGUGUCUUACUCAAUCAUUAUAAAUGGCACAACGUAUGGACACAUCAUCCCUAGUAGGGGACUCAGACAAGGCGACCCGCUAUCUCUGUAUCUAUUCCUAUUGUGUGCAGAGGGCUUCUCUGCCCUUAUCAAUGAUGCAGCAAGGAACAACCAACUCAAUGGCAUAUCUAUUUGUAGAGGGGCUCCAAAAGUCUCUCAUCUCUUCUUCGCAGACGAUAGCCUCCUUUUCUGUAAGGCUAAUGGCAAUGAGUGCAACAAGCUGAAGGAAAUCCUUGAUUUGUAUGAGUCAACUUCAGGGCAGAAAAUCAACACUGACAAAUCCUCCAUAUUUUUCAGCCCAAAUACCUCCCAGGAACUCAAAGAUGAGGUUCUAAGCAUUCUUGGGCCAAUGCAAGACUCGAGUCAUACUAAGUACCUUGGCCUUCCCUCUAUCAUUGGUAGAUCAAAGAAGGUUGUCUUUGCGGAGAUUAAGGAUAAAGUUUGCAAGAAACUAGCUGGCUGGAAGAGUAAAUUGCUCUCUUUGGGAGGAAAGGAAAUUCUUAUCAAGGCUGUGGCCCAAGCAGUUCCCACUUACACGAUGAGUUGCUUCCAACUCCCAAAAAGUCUUUGUGAUGACCUUGAAAAAAUGAUGCAGAGUUUUUGGUGGGGGCAGAAGCAUCAAGAGCCCAAAAUGGCCUGGGUUGGAUGGAAAACAAUGUGCAAGCCGAAGUCACAAGGGGGCAUGGGAUUUAGAAAUUUACAGGCCUUUAAUCUUGCUUUGCUAGCAAAACAAGCUUGGAGAAUCCUCUCAAAUCCGAACACCCUUGUUGCCCGCAUCAUUAAGGCAAAGUAUUUCCCAUUUUGUGACAUCCUCCAUGCAAAUUUAGGCAGCAGCCCCUCUUACACUUGGCGGAGUAUUUUCAAUAGCCUAAAGGUCUUACAUAAUGGAACAAGAUGGAGAGUUGGAAAUGGGCGCCUUAUCCACAUUUGGGGAGACAAAUGGCUCCCAACCCCCUCAACAUACAAGGUCAUUUCCCCCCCUCGCCCCAUUGAGGACUACCCAAUGGUUUCCUCCCUCAUUGAUCCGAUGACUAGAUGGUGGAAAGCUGAAACGAUCCGAGCCCUUUUCUUUCCUUUUGAGGCUAAUGUAAUUUUGAAAAUUCCUCUAUGUCACAAUUUACCGGAGGACAAACUCAUUUGGAUGGGUAACAAAAGGGGUGAUUUUACAGUUAAGAGUGCCUACUUUAUUGCAUCUAAAAUCCUAAACACAAUGGAAGAUGGAGAAUGCUCUUCCGGUGACCCAAUGGCUCGGAUUUGGAAGAAAGUUUGGUCUCUGAAACUCCCAACAAAGAUUAAGAUCUUCUCUUGGCGUGCUUGUGUUAAUGGCCUUCCUGUGCUAUCCAAGUUGGCUACAAAAGGUAUUCAAAUGUCUUGCAUCUGCCCAAUUUGUGAUGAGGAGCCUGAAAGCCUUACCCAUGCCUUAAUCUCUUAUGACUUAGCUCUCUCGAUUUGGUCACUCUGGCAAGAUUGUCCAAUUGAGAAGUUGCUGAAUGUGAAAGAUUUCAAUGAUCUUGUGCUCCACUUCUGCUCUCCAUUGCUAGACAAGCACCUGGAUUUUUUGUUUGCCAUUGCCUGGUCAAUUUGGCACAACAGGAACAAGAUCAUCCAUAAUGAAAGUGGUCUGCCCCCUGGUCUGAUCUGGGAUUUUGCUAAGAACAUCGUCAAGGAGUUUAAAGAAGCUUCCACAUGGGAUUAUACACCUUUGCAGCCUCCUCUUCACAACUGGGCUGCUCCUCCAUUGGGCUUUGCUAAAGUUAAUGUGGAUGGUGCUUGUUCCAUUGAUGGCAGUGGCAUCUCAAGUGUUGGACUGAUCAUCCGGGAUGAAUCUGGUUGGGUUAUUGCUGCUCUUGGUAAGGCUCUGCCUUUGCAUUUCCCAGCUGAGUGGACCGAAUUUAUUGCUUUGGAACAGGGAAUUCUUUUGGCUCAAGAGCUGAACCUUACUCAUGUUAUAUUUGAAUCAGAUGCUUCCUCAGUCAUCUCAACUGUUUCUCAAGGGAAGACUGGUGGCUCAAUGGGUCACUUUGUUCAAAGCAUCCAGUCUGCAAGUUCUUAUUUUUUCUUCUGCUUAUUCCAACAUGUGUAA
This is a messenger RNA of Quercus lobata, 3360 nucleotides long. RefSeq lists its product as uncharacterized. Bases 1 to 3360 code for a protein of 1119 amino acids. The record is from RefSeq and is a predicted model, not a curated record. Lineage: Eukaryota; Viridiplantae; Streptophyta; Magnoliopsida; Fagales; Fagaceae. Gene Ontology annotation, molecular function: nucleic acid binding; RNA-DNA hybrid ribonuclease activity. The transcript is spliced from 2 exons.